Messenger RNA from Pelobates fuscus (common spadefoot toad), 2262 nucleotides. It is a transcript of the gene TMEM233, whose product is annotated as transmembrane protein 233. The transcript is spliced from 3 exons. Gene Ontology annotation, cellular component: membrane. The record is from RefSeq and is a predicted model, not a curated record. Lineage: Eukaryota; Metazoa; Chordata; Amphibia; Anura; Pelobatidae. Bases 126 to 452 code for a protein of 108 amino acids.
GCAUCAGCAGAGAUGAGAUCACUCGUUCCUUAAACUCCUAACUUGGAUUUCACAGCCGCCCCUCAUCCUCAAACAAGACAGCUGAACUAUCCUUCAUAGUUCCCUUUCUGUGCACUGAAUCUUCCAUGUCUCAAACGCCAUCCAAUUCAGAAAUCAAAAGGGCUCUAGAAGCUAGCCCGGAGACCAACAUCGAAAAUGAAGCCCCGGAGGCCCCAAGGCCCAGCAAUUACCUGAUUCUUACGAUAUUUGCCUGUUUCUGUCCUGCAUACCCCGUAAACAUUGUCGCAUUUGUUUUCUCACUAAUGGCUUUAAACAGCUAUAAUGAUGGAGACAUAGAAGGAUCUAGGAGACUGGGACGAAAUGCACUGUAUGUUGCAAUUGCAUCAAUCAUCAUUGGUCUUCUGGUUAUCGCAACGUAUUGUGUGGUCCAUUUCACAACGCAUACAGUUUGACCAUUAGAAAAUGAUAAGAAGACAAUAUUUAAAUCAGACUCUUCAUCUCUUCAAAUAGGAAGAGGCGAGAUAUACUAAACACGAGAGAUGACGAUGGAUUCUCUACAUCCACAUGUGUAUGUGUGUGUACGCAGGCAUAUAUUUGGUCUGCACAAUAUGUUUAUGUCUGGUCAGAUACAUUAUCCAAAAAUGUAAAAAAAAUUAUAUUGCUGGAGAUAUUUAGCCUGAAACGUUUACAUCAAAUUGAUUAUUACAAGAAACUAUUAAUCUCCUUCAAACUGAUUGUUACAAGAAAUUGUUAUUUGUCAAACAAACAUGCUUUUUUAGCCAACUUCACGUUCUCGUAUUUGUAAUGGAACAUAGAAUAUGAGACAUUAAAACAUCUUCAAAUUUCCUGUAUGGAAACCCAACUCUACAGCGACAAUAAAAAUGUCAAGUUGUUCCAGAACUGCAGAUUUCUCAUAUCUCCUCCAGGAGCAGGAAUUAAUUUCAAUUCAAGGCUACAUGGCAGUAUAUCCUGUCGUACAAUAAUAUUGAAGCAAUAGUAGCCUUCAACAAUUCCCUUAUUAAUGUUCACAUAGACACCAGCGGGAAUGUGCAGUUUAGAUGUGAAGACGCACAUCCUCAUUUAGUGUUCUGUUUUGGGGGGAUACUAGUGAAAAUAGAUGGAUGGUUUAUGCAUGAAUGGUAAUAAUAUAUGCACACAUAUGUUACACACUGCAUACAUGCAGAGAUGGUUGGCAAACCGGCUGCUAAGAGUAUCCAUGCCCAUAUUGUUGGUGGAUACGUGUUGAACUUUUAAUUCUUAAUAAAUCAAGUUUUGUAAAUUAAAAAAGUAUUCAUAACUUAGAAGUUAAAAAAGUAGAUUUCUUUUCUUGUUGUUACUGGUUUUAUGACUUAUUGACCUUUGGUAGCCUCAAACAAUUCAAGAAGGAACAAAAUCAUUGAUUAGGCUGAAGCUAGCUGCAUGUCCUAUUGCUAUUCUAAGGACAGAAGGCAGUCUAUGCCGUCAACAGAACCCGACGCUACUGUUUGGAACUCAGUGUCUUCUUAAUUACCACUUAUAGAUCCCUGCACAUUCAUCAAUAGUAAAUAAGUAGAGCACUCUUUAAAGUAGCACGAUAAUCUCUUGUAGGUCUGCCAAUGUUAUGCUUUGAUCAUUCGUAAAUCUGUUUUGCAGUUUAUUUCGAUAAAAAUAAAAAAGCGAAAUUUGCUUCUCAUCAGGCAUGUUGGGCAUACAGCACCAUCAAGUUAUUUAAUAUGUUACUUAUUGUCACUGAGGAUUUUAAAAUGUUAUUGCAAUUCCAAAAUGGCCACCUACACACUGGACAGGAAAAUAUAUUUAGUGAUAGUGCCACUUUAAAACUUUAAUUAAGAAUUAAGAUUAUAGCAUGGAACAUGAACUCCCCCCUUCCUCUCUCCCCCCCAACAUCAAAAGAUGUUGAAAAGACAUUGGAAAAUAUUAUGGAUACAAAAUACUGAUUGAAAAAUCAAUAAAAUAUAACAAUAAAGCUACUUCAAUGAAACAUAAAAAAUAACAGCUCAUUAACUAUAUGCCUGUAUAAUGUUCUUUGUACAUGGGGUCAACAGAAUAUUGUAUUUAUUUUCAUAAAUAUGUUGUAUUAUACUAAGACUGUUCAAUUUAUAGAUUUUCUUAACUUUGUACUUCAGAAAAAUAAAUGUACGCUUAUUCUUUAUUCUGUUUUUGCAUUACUUUUGAGAUCAAGCAGUGCUUUAAAUGUUCCACUUGUCAACCUUUCUAUUUUGGUGAAACAAAUAUGUGAGUAAUAUAUUCCUUUUUUUUUUUUUU